AUGCAUGCCAAGAGGCAUCCAAUUGUAAUGCUUUCUUGUGGUUCAGAAAAUGGUUCGAAUAAAGAAAACUGUACUCAUCCGAAACCAUUUAGUUUUGAAGAUCGUGAAUUAUCGUUGAUAAAGCGCAGAAACGAACGUAUGGUCCAAGCAGAGUUAAAUGCUAAGGUGCUUGCAAAUUCAUUCAAAGCUCAACCUAUGAGGGUUGGAUCACCUGAUCGUCUACCUCCACGUGUUGUUCAUUCUCCAGUUCAUCCAAUCUCAUUCCAUUCAUUCACUGAAGAAAGGAUAGCACUUCACAAAAGCAAAAGAGAGACUAGUACAUCCACUGAGGAGUCCAUAAUUACAAGAGGAAGAACCAAAUCCCCAUCAGUCAUUUACCAAGCACCGUUUAUUCCGACUUUUCCAGAGCGUUCUCCAAUAGUUGCUGUCUCCCCUAAACUAGCCACCGUGGAGCGCGCGAUGUCAAGGUCGAAAUAUGACGAUGAAGCCAAAAAGAGAAGAGAUAUUCUUCAGCAACAAUCGGAACUCAUUAGACUUAAGAGAAUGGAGGACGAGGCCAAUGAAAUAAGACAGAUUCGCAAAGAAUCUGUACACAAACCGGAACCGAUAAGGCGGUAUAAAACGAUCAAAUCUCCCACGCGCAAACCCCCAACGGUACCCAAAUCCCCGGUGCUAUCAACUUUACGAAAUAGAAUAUCUAAACAAUGA
This is a messenger RNA of Schistosoma curassoni, 708 nucleotides long. NCBI's taxonomy places the organism in Eukaryota, Metazoa, Platyhelminthes, Trematoda, Strigeidida, Schistosomatidae. The record is from the annotation of a GenBank genome assembly.